AUGCCGCCAGUUUUCGAAGGCCACAGCCCUAGUAUCACGUUCGCUGGCGAUUCGGCCGAAUUCCCCAUCGAGAUCCCCGAUGAUCCUGUCAACACGCCAACUAUCCAGGAAUGCUUCAUUGGGCCGUUGACCAUGAGAGAAGCCUUGGCUCAAGCUUUGGCUGAAAUAGCCUCGAUUUCCGCCAACAGACAGGUCUUGGUUCGUUCUUAUCGAAUCUUCCACAAUGAAGAAGCCGAAAGACUCGGUCGCUUUAUCGUUCCACCAGGGUAUCACGCUUCAAUGGAACGCAAUAAUCGCGGGAACGACCACUCUUAGAGUGAGAGAAACCCUUCCAUACACCUUGUACCCCCCUUAUCAAUCAUCCAUCAAAAGCGAAGAGAGUGACAUCCAAAUGAUCUAUAAGAAACAAGACUGUUUCUGUUCCACUUC
Puccinia graminis f. sp. tritici CRL 75-36-700-3 is the source of this 429-nucleotide messenger RNA. RefSeq lists its product as uncharacterized. Lineage: Eukaryota; Fungi; Basidiomycota; Pucciniomycetes; Pucciniales; Pucciniaceae. The coding region runs from base 1 to 315 and encodes 104 amino acids. The transcript is spliced from 2 exons. The record is from RefSeq and is a predicted model, not a curated record.